GCCAUUUUGGACACGCCCACUCCUCUCCUCCCUCCUCGAGCUUGGUCUCGUGAUAGCCGUUACACUGAUCAGCUGUUAGCUUCUUAAGCGUAGCCGCUAAUAGAGUCAUGAUAUUCAGAUAGCUAAAACAAAGCUGGAAGUGUACGCAGAAUAAUCUCAAUAAAGUUCAGUAAAGAUGUUGUCUCGUCUCCUGAAAGAACACCAGGCGAAGCAGAACGAGCGGAAAGAGCUGCAGGGUGAGGAAACAGCGACGGAGCUAACUGAUGCUAACGAAUGCUAAAAACAAAGCGGGAUGAAAGGUCUUACAGGUGUCUCAGUCCUUUAAUAAAUAAUGAUUUCCUUCUCUUUAUCGAUGAAUUUGUUUUUUAUCUUUGCACAGAGAGGCGCAGGCGUGAAGCUAUUGCAGCAGCUACUUGUCUGACAGAAGCUCUGGUCGAUCACCUCAAUGUUGGGUAUGUGUGUCUGUGCAGUCUCCUGAUGUUGCAUGUCUAGCUUUUUAGCAGUUGUAGUCAUGGGGGUUCAGAUUCCGGAGUUUGGGUUUGUUAUUAGCAAUACUGCUGUUCUGGAAGUCACCACCUGAUGUACGGUAUAUCAGCUGUAGUGUUAAGAGUCUGGAGUUGCUACAGAUAGGGGAGACCGGGGCUUGUUAUCACACGGGCAAGUUGUCAUAUUGCAAUUUUCUUUGCCACCAGAGGGCGCAACUAAAAAGUGGAAUACUAGUUUUCUUCCUUUACAUGGUCAGGGGUCGUGUCCUGUCUGAGAAGAGAAGAGCACAUUGUGAGCUGAGAUGAGCGCCAAUUAACCCUUUCACACAACCCAAAGUAAAAAAAAAUUAACUUGUAAUAAAAUUCAAUUCAAUUGAGUAUUUCAAAAUAAGCCUCUCCCAGAUAAAAAUCCCAGCUGUGAUACAUGUGGACUUGUUAGAGGAGAGUUUAAGGCAUCCUGUCAUACCUCAGUCAUUGUUCUGUUUUAAGCGAACUUUAAUCUAGUUAUAAUUAGUUAACAUGGUAGUUUGGGGCAACAUGUCUCAGUCAAUUUGGGGUCAGAAAAGAUUGUUUCGUUUACACGGUGUAAGAAAUAUCAGUGUCAAAAGGACAACAUUUUCAAGACUUAAAAAAUUAGACUUCUAAGAGAAAAAAUAUGACUUUUUUACAACAUACUGUACAAUGCUUUGUUUUCAUUUAAUAGUUAAACCAUUGCCCUUCUAAAUGUAGAUUCCUGUUUUUCUUUAAGAGUUGCCCAGGCGUACGUAAACCAGCGUAAACUGGACCAUGAGGUGAAGACCCUCCAAGUGCAGGCGAGCCAGUUCUCCAAACAAACUGCUCAGUGGAUCAGUAUGGUAGAGGGUUUCAAUCAGGCCCUAAAGGUAAGAUAAAUAAAACCUACAAACGAUUUAUCACCAUAUUACCUGCUUAUUUACAAUGUUUACUAAAAUCAUCCAGAUUUUUAACCGUGCAGCUGUUAAUCAACACGUUUGUAUUACAGUUUACAGUUUGCACUUGUGAGAGUAAAAGAUUCCUGAUUUUAUGUUUCUGUUGAAUUACUUUUAUAGGAAAUUGGGGAUGUGGAAAACUGGGCCCGCAGUAUUGAGAUGGACAUGAGGACAAUCGCCACAGCUCUGGAGUACGUUCACAAAGGUCAACUUCAGACAGCCUCCUCAUAAAUCUCAUGGUGGGAUUUUUAGAGCAAGAGACUAAACACUGAAAAGAUCCUGUUGAAGAAGACGCAAUUUGCAUUGACUUGUUUUGUCUGUUUGCUUAUCUAAGUAGGCUUAAGCUAAUGGUUAUUUCUGCUUUUCAAAAGUGUCAAAGCUCGGUGUAUUUGAUCUCUAAAGAUAUCACAUGUAUAAACGUUGUUCACCUGCUUAUGUUAGUUUUGAGAGGCCAAAGACGAAGACCUCUGAUUUAUGUCGAUGUGCAGUGUAACUGUGCUGCUUUUUUUAAGAUGACUUAACUGUCAAUUUUGUUACCAUGAAGUUAAGUGAUGAAACAUUAUUUAAAAUAAAAGUUUAAAAAUGCACAAGUGUUUUCUUAUUUGAUUAGAUAAGGCUAAAUAAAU
Messenger RNA from Xyrichtys novacula (pearly razorfish), 2058 nucleotides. Lineage: Eukaryota; Metazoa; Chordata; Actinopteri; Labriformes; Labridae. The record is from the annotation of a GenBank genome assembly.